AUGCGUCUUGGGAGGAUAUUGCAGGGCUACCGCAAAGUUCAUCCAAAAAAUCUUCGGGAAGCGCCGCUUGCCCUGGCGGAGGUGCACCGUGGAAAUGAGGGGAAAGGAAUAGGACCGAUCGUGCUUGAGAAUUUGGAUGCUGCCGUCCAGAUGACUCCGAAUUUCUCUGUCACUGGCCGACAACUCUGGAACUCCACAAAAUUGUUGCGUGAAAGUCGGCACAUGCGUCGCUCCUUUGGAGCAUGUGUGUUCGGAGGAGCAAGUGCCAUUCAGCACGUGUGGCGAGACUACAGGAUCCAACCGCACGUUGUAUACGUCCCGAAUACAGAGCCCACAGUUCCCGCGUGGUGUCUGGAGGAUGAGCUUCCCACGUGUGUCGUUUGCUGUUCCCCUGUAGACAUCAACAAAAGUUUGCUGAGUGCGGAGCGAGGGGACGGUUAUGCGGCAGAGUUCCCCACACCAAAAACCCACUCGUUGGAAACAUUUCUAGGCGCUCACAAGCCCUCACGUCUUGGAUCCGUGUUAGUGUUGGUGGGCCUUCGAAUCCCCAGUAACGUCGGUGUGCUCAUUCGGGCGGCGGUGGAUAUGGGAUUCGAGAGUGUUCUCCUUGACGACUGCGUGGACAUUUUUCAUGAAAAGGUUCUCCGAGCUAGUGGAGGGAGGGUUUUUUCCCCAAACAUCAAAAUUUUUGAAACACAUGGCGCAUCCAUACCCCUCCUAAGCUCCAUCGCGCUCGAAAAUCAGCUUCUGCCGUUGUUAGCCCUGCCCUCUCGGGAGGCGGAGCCAGCAUUUCAAGUGGCCAGGCGUUUGCACGAAUCAAACGCGGCGAGGCGCCGGAAUAGGGAUCCCGAUGCUGGUUCUACGGAUGACCAUUUAGGCCCUAUGUUGGUUCUGGGCUCCGAGUCGAAAGGCCUUCGGGGCCUUGAGGGGGAAUGGACGGUGCCAUACCGUGCGGUUUCUAUCCCCUUGCCGAAUUCCUUUAUCGACUCCAUCAAUGUAAGUGUGGCCGGAUCGGUGCUUCUUCAUGCCUUCCGUCCUGCCGCGGAGAAGUACAUCGCUAAAACGACAGAAGCGCUGUUGAAUGCGUGCUCCGCCGCAGGAAUCCAGCCCCUCCUUGCGAAAGAAGGAUGGGAAACAGGGGAAGAAAAAUAA
Messenger RNA from Trypanosoma cruzi, 1152 nucleotides. RefSeq lists its product as uncharacterized. Lineage: Eukaryota; Euglenozoa; Kinetoplastea; Trypanosomatida; Trypanosomatidae. Gene Ontology annotation, molecular function: RNA methyltransferase activity; RNA binding. The transcript has a single exon. The record is from RefSeq and is a predicted model, not a curated record. The coding region runs from base 1 to 1152 and encodes 383 amino acids. Gene Ontology annotation, biological process: RNA processing.